AUGUGACGCCUGAGGACCCAAUGAGCAUGCGCAACCGUUCCGAGCAUGCUCAGUAGCGCGCGCGGCGUUCUGGGGCUUCACCUCGCGGUGGCGGACGCGGAGGUUUCCGCAGCUGCUGCGGGAGCGACAGGAAGUGAAGCGGCCCGGCCGGGCAACCGCGGCGGCAGAAACAGAGGCGGAAGGGGCGCUGCGGCGACGACGUCGGCGACGGGGGUGGACGAGGGGGUCGAGCACCGAGAGGACUCGCCCGCUCGGAAGCCGGAUCCCGAGCCGGGCAGGAUGGAUCAUCACCAGCCAGGAACUGGCCGCUACCAGGUGCUUCACAAUGAAGAGGAUAAUUCUGAGUCAUCUGCUGUAGAGCAGCCAUCAACUUCAAACGCAGCGCCGCAGAGCGUUCAGGCUGCUCCUUCAGCUUCAGUACUUGAAACGGACUCUUCUCCUCCACCUUACAGUAGUAUUACUGUGGAAGUACCUACAACUUCAGAUACAGAAGUUUACAGUGAGUUUUAUCCUGUGCCACCUCCCUACAGUGUCGCUACCUCCCUUCCUACAUACGAUGAAGCUGAGAAGGCCAAAGCUGCUGCCAUGGCAGCCGCAGCAGCAGAGACAGCCCAGAGAAUUCAGGAGGAAGAGUGUCAACCAAGAGAUGACUUCAGUGAUGCAGACCAGCUCAGAGUGGGUAAUGAUGGGAUUUUCAUGUUGGCGUUUUUCAUGGCAUUUAUUUUCAACUGGCUUGGAUUUUGUUUAUCCUUCUGUAUCACCAAUACCAUAGCUGGAAGGUACGGUGCCAUCUGUGGAUUUGGACUUUCGUUGAUCAAAUGGAUUCUUAUUGUUAGGUUUUCUGAUUAUUUUACUGGAUAUUUCAAUGGACAGUAUUGGCUUUGGUGGAUAUUUCUUGUACUUGGCCUGCUGCUUUUCUUCAGAGGAUUUGUUAAUUAUCUAAAAGUCAGAAACAUGUCUGAAAGUAUGGCAGCUGCUCAUAGAACAAGAUAUUUCUUCUUAUUAUAGAGACUGCAUCGACCAGACAUUCUUUUCUUAAACCAAUGUGAAAUUUCCAGAUCAUCUGUAAACCUACAACUUUAAUAGGAUAGAAGACUACUAAAAACAGAAGACAAAUUAGUGAAGAAAAGAUAGAUCUGCAAAAUUGAAUGGCAGGAUGGUUUAUGCUUAAAAGCCAUUUCUGUUUAUUCUCUUAAAUAUUUAAAUUUCAUUUGUUUUGCACAUUUGCGUAUGUGCCCAUGUAAAAGAUUGGCGUAUACUUGAAAGAAACUAUAAAGUUGUCGCAGCAAAGUCCAGUUAAUCAGUGUUUGAUCUAAUUGAAAGGGGUGAGUGAGAAACAGUCUUCCAGCAUGUAAAUGCCAUUGACUUCUGACCUGACAUUUAGUAUAAUAAAAAUGAAAUUAUUAACCAUGUCAAAUGCUUUAGUUUCUGGCUCCUAGAUUCAUCUAGUAACUCUACACAUGAAACGCCCUUUAUAUAGUUUUUUGAAAACUGCAGUGCUGAUUAUAGAAAAGCUUUGUCAGAUUUUUGAACAUGAUAUUUACAUUAUUAUUUAGCAAACUCUUUCUGUAAAUAACCAUGCAUAAAUUACUUUCUGCAUUGUUUUCUUAGAAACUGUGUCUGGAUAUCUUUCAAUUAAUUUAAAAUUAAGUGAACUUAAUAUAUAGAGAAAAUCUGAAUGUUAAAGAUAGUUUGUUUUAGGACAGAUUUUAAGAAGAUAUGGGUAUUCCACAUGUCCUUUAAGAGAACAUCUUUUUGUUGUUUUCUUUUUAAGGGACAUGCCAGGUUUAGGGAUUCUCAGUCGAGAAGCUUGGUUUUUAAGAUUGCCAUCUUAGAGAGUCUUGCAGGAAGAGAUUGUAUUAGAUAUUAUAUUUAUUUCAUUUAAGACACUUUUGAAAAUUCAUUUUCUGAAUAAGAUAUUCUCAUUUGCAUUUGUCUUUUUAAAAGCCAAUAAAAGUAUCUUUCAAUUUUCAUUGUAA
Neogale vison (American mink) is the source of this 1979-nucleotide messenger RNA. RefSeq names its product Nedd4 family interacting protein 2 (gene NDFIP2). NCBI's taxonomy places the organism in Eukaryota, Metazoa, Chordata, Mammalia, Carnivora, Mustelidae. Gene Ontology annotation, cellular component: Golgi apparatus; endoplasmic reticulum; perinuclear region of cytoplasm. The transcript has 8 exons. The record is from RefSeq and is a predicted model, not a curated record. Gene Ontology annotation, molecular function: WW domain binding. Gene Ontology annotation, biological process: positive regulation of protein ubiquitination; vacuolar transport; metal ion transport.